Anarrhichthys ocellatus (wolf-eel) is the source of this 1927-nucleotide messenger RNA. It is a transcript of the gene cwc27, whose product is annotated as CWC27 spliceosome associated cyclophilin. Bases 165 to 1622 code for a protein of 485 amino acids. The transcript has 14 exons. Lineage: Eukaryota; Metazoa; Chordata; Actinopteri; Perciformes; Anarhichadidae. Gene Ontology annotation, cellular component: catalytic step 2 spliceosome. The record is from RefSeq and is a predicted model, not a curated record. Gene Ontology annotation, molecular function: peptidyl-prolyl cis-trans isomerase activity. Gene Ontology annotation, biological process: protein peptidyl-prolyl isomerization; protein folding.
UAUGGCCGAUAUGGCUCUCGUUAAGAAGCAUAAUAUUGGUUACUAAAGAAAGCGAGUGAUAGAAACAUAAUCUAUCGGUUUAUAUAACGGUUUGUUGUAUUUUAAAGGAUCAGGCGGUGUUAAAUACUAUUUCCUUGCUUUAACGACAAAACCUCGGCAUCAGAAUGAGUAACAUUUACAUCCAAGAGCCACCGUCAAAUGGAAAGGUGCUGUUGAAGACCUCAGCAGGAGACAUUGACAUUGAGUUGUGGUCCAAGGAGGCUCCUAAAGCAUGCAGGAACUUUGUGCAGUUGUCCAUGGAAGGUUACUACGAUGGCACCAUGUUUCACCGAGUGGUGCGUGAGUUCAUUGUUCAGGGAGGAGAUCCCACGGGAACAGGAACAGGUGGAGAGUCCAUCUAUGGUCGUCCAUUUAAGGAUGAAUUUCACUCCAGACUGCGCUUCAACCGGAGAGGUUUGGUUGCAAUGGCUAACGCUGGCCCUCAUGAUAACGGCAGUCAGUUUUUCUUCACCUUGGGACGCGCAGACGAGCUCAACAACAAACACACCAUAUUCGGAAAGGUCACAGGAGACACAGUCUACAACAUGCUCAGACUGGCAGAAGUUGAAUGUGACAACGACGAAAGGCCUUUGAAUCCCCACAAGAUCAAAAUUGCAGAGGUGCUUCACUCUCCGUUUGAUGACAUCAUACCUCGUGAAACAAGGAAGGGCAAGAAGGAGAAGGAUAAAGAGGAGGGAAAGAAGUCUCAGUCAAAGGCCACAAAGAACUUCAGUCUGUUAUCUUUUGGAGAAGAAGCUGAAGAGGAGGAGGAGAUGGUGAAUCAAGUGAGCCAGACGCUGAAGGGAAAAAGCAAAAGCAGCCACGACCUCCUGAAAGAUGAUCCCAGGCUGAGCUCUGUUCCAGCAGUCAAGAAGAAGAAGAAGAAGACACCAGGAGACACAGCCGAGACAGACGAUGCGGCCGACGGCGACGUUGAAGACGACGCGGAUGCAGACGAAGAGUACGACUCUGAUGAGAGAGCGAAGAGGAGGGAGCUCAUCAGUAACAAGCUGAAGAAAUACAGAGAGGCAGAGAACAUGCCGGAGGAGGAGCAGCAAGAGAAGAAGAGCAGCCGCAGUGAUGAAUUGAGGAAAGAGGCGCGGCAGUUGAAGAAGGAUCUUCAGGCCAUAAAGCAACGGAAAGAAGAAGGCUUUAAACCCGCAGUAGAAGAAGUCAAGGAGGCAGAAGAAAAGCCGACCAACGAGGCCGUGGCUGAAUAUCUGGAGGGACGCAAGAAGUACGAAGAGCAGCGCAAACAAAAGCUGAAGAAAGGCUCAACCAGAGAACAACAGACGCUGGCCCUCCUCAACAAUUUCAAGUCCAAGCUGUCUUCGGCCAUCACUGAGGAGGCUCCAGAGGACGACGUGGAGGAGCUGGCAGAGGACGACGACAAAGGAUGGAUGGGCCAUGUUCUGCAGUUUGAUGAGCAAACCAGAAAAGUCAAGGAUGCCACCGUGCAGGACGAGGACACGUUUGAGAUCUACGACCCACGAAACCCCGUCAACAAACGAAGGAGAGAGGAGAGCAAGAAGAUCAUGAAGGAGAAGAAGGCCAGGACGUUAGGUCCUGCCCAAGACAUGUGACCGUAAAACUGGUCCAACGGCAUCCUGAGUGUCCCCUUUUCCACCACUUCAAACCCCGUUUGGUUGAGCGGCCUGCUGGCCUCCAACAUCUGGACUGAUGCUGACCCAUACGAUCCCUUUAAUCUGUGAUGGAAAGGCUUCCUCGCCUGGAACAGCUGCAGCCGGACGACGUCCAGUUACUCAUCGGGAUUAAGACCGCGGUCAUAGUCGCGACCAAGGUCACCGUUUGAUUACAUGUAAUGUUUGUUUUGCCAUUCUUCUUAAAUGUGACCAUUAAACUUCUAAAUAAAUAGCAUUUGUAAACA